Molecule: messenger RNA, 684 nt
Organism: Strongylus vulgaris
Lineage: Eukaryota; Metazoa; Nematoda; Chromadorea; Rhabditida; Strongylidae
Source: the annotation of a GenBank genome assembly
AUGAACUCUCUGGAUCCAUCGUCUCCAGUGAAAGAAGACGCAGGGACAAUGGGAUUUGGAUGUUCAGAAGAUGAGUUGCUUGCCUCCAAGCUGAUUGAUUUUGAUUGUUUAUCGAGAGGGCGCUCUGAGAAACCAGAUAUUCGCCAACAUAGUUCUUCAGGAUUACUAUCCACCGCAACUUCUUUUCCAUAUGCUGGAUGUCUUUACACCGGCCUAAAUGACGAGGAUUUCUCGAUUAUACCAGAAUGGCACCUCUUCAGCGGCACAAGCUUCGCUUUAGGGGAGAGUAUUGUCGCUAACACAUUUCUACCUAUAUGGAGUUCCACUGAAAGUUUCAAACUACCAGACUGCUUUAGUUCUCCGAUGAUGGUCAAUGAUAGCGGUGUGGAGAUGAAGAGUCGAUCGAUCACAAGUUCUGAGUUUUCUGAAAUCGCGUCGAGUAAGGAUCCAUCGUCUCCUGUGAAAGAAGACGCAGGGACAAUGGGAUUUGGAUGUUCAGAAGAUGAGUUGCUUGCCUCCAAGCUGAUUGAUUUUGAUUGUUUAUCGAGAGGACGCUCUGAUAAAGCAGGUAAAUGUUAUGUACAUCCGAAAGCGGAUUACUAUCCACCGCAACUUCUUUUCCAUAUGCUGGAUGUCUUUACAGUGAGUUUCUGCGCACAUUUGCCCUACCCCUCCCCUCCUUGA